AACAAAUUUACUUUCGCUUCAUGAUCGAGUAACUACCGCGGAUGCCUAACGAUAGGCGUUUUUACAUUCAAUCCAUUCGACGAUGGUUUCAAAUUGUAGCGAUUGCAGGCGAAAUAUUUCCCGCACGAUCAAGUUAGCAUAGCUCGGAGCAGUGCAUAGUUUGUCAAUUUUUUGCUUUCGGAGGAUUUGAAAUCUGCUCGUUCUGAUUUUUUCCUGAACUAUUUAUUAGGAUGGCGGCUAACACCGGGGUUAAAAUUAUCCGAGACUUUCUACGGGAGAGUCCUUGCCGGAAGGCCUAUCAGCUAACCCAGCAGAAGGACUACGCUCACCAGUACUCGAAGAACUACAACCUGCGGAAAAUCCCUGCGUCGAAUCGGCAUCCAGAGGUACGCCCCAACACAGCUCCGAUUUUACCGACCAAUCUAGCACAAGCCAUCACCGGUCACAAUCUGAUGGAGAGCCAUCAUCCGGAGAGGAGGCGGCCCACCACCAGUGGCAAGCUGCUGAAGCGUCCGCGUGAUCCGACACCGCAGCGCAUCCGUAUCAAACGACCCGGUAGCGAUGAAUGGAAGAAGUCGCAGAGACCGAUUCGUCCUAGGCGAUCGGUUGAACAGAGCGAUUCCCCCUCCACUUCCGAUAGCAACAUCCGUCGGCGGCAACAACACAAGCAGUCAAAAUCACCGGAUCAAUGCCAGAAAGCAGGCAAAAAGCCUUGCAAAGUAUGUGUCAACGAGGAAGUCUGUCAAAUCCCCGCGCAGUGGCAAGAUUUGUUGAACGUUCCGAAGCGCGUUCCCUCCUCCAAUGGGUUCCGACAUCUGAUUGAGGAAAUCGAAAGAAUACGCGCAGAACUGAUUAAGCGGGAAGACAUGAAGCACAUUUCGUUCCGGGAAUCACUUCAGUUGAUAAACGAGAUCAACGAAAGAAUUGAUGCCGCUUCCGAUACCAAUGGUUUUCUGGAUCGGUUGAUACCGCUGCAGACGACACUGUUGCACUCUAUUGCAGACAUCAAGUCCCGGAAGUCGCAUUCAUUACGCUUCGAAGGAGGACGUAUCUUGGAUACCGAUUAUGUUACGUUUAAACCACGCUCCGGGGGGCGAAAGGAAAAUGUAGGAAGUGGUGCAGUAAGACGCAACGAAAAGAAGUUCGACCAAGGACCGCUCCGAAUGUGUCUUCCCUUUAUGCGGGAUAGGUUGACCCUGGAUCAUGCUAAAUUUUAACUGAACAAAGCAAAUUAAAAAAAAGUAUAAAAACUGAUUCGGUUUGUGUUUUUUUGGGUUUUUUUUCGGACGCAUUAAUUGGAACCAUAGA
Messenger RNA from Topomyia yanbarensis, 1308 nucleotides. RefSeq lists its product as uncharacterized. The transcript is spliced from 2 exons. Lineage: Eukaryota; Metazoa; Arthropoda; Insecta; Diptera; Culicidae. Bases 231 to 1217 code for a protein of 328 amino acids. The record is from RefSeq and is a predicted model, not a curated record.